AUGUGCCGUCGAGUCUUCGAAUACUGGUAUCCGUGCAAGCACAAGCGCGUCUGUCACGUGGAUCCAUGUUCGCACGGCAGAAAAACAACGGGUCGCAACUACGCCGGCUGCUCCAAAGCGACCGCGGAACGCAAGGCGCUGCCCUCGGACGGCCCUUGUCCCGAGUGUAAAGACAAGGAGCAACAUCAAGCCAAGCUGGAGGAGCAACGCUCAGCAGAUAUGCAGAAGCAUCAGAGUAAUAAGGUGCAGGCCAAGGCAGCCGCACAGAAACUUGCUACUCUUCUGGAGGACACGGGCGUUGGGCCUGAGGAGGAAACCGUAGUCCUCGUAGAGAAGGAUGACCAGGGAUCCGGGGGCAAUGACUCCGAGAUGGAGGGUAGCCGGGUGAUAGUGCAGGAUUAA
This is a messenger RNA of Saxophila tyrrhenica, 402 nucleotides long. RefSeq lists its product as uncharacterized. Lineage: Eukaryota; Fungi; Ascomycota; Dothideomycetes; Mycosphaerellales; Extremaceae. Bases 1 to 402 code for a protein of 133 amino acids. The record is from RefSeq and is a predicted model, not a curated record. The transcript is spliced from 2 exons.